UUCCUCCGUUCGCUUUCUUUGCAGAAAAGAAGCAACGGAAGGGUGUGCCCUAUUCAUCCUUGGGAAAAAACAGCGUUGUCGUGCGGUAAUCAGAAGCAGAGGAGAGAAAAAAAAAAUGACUGCGGCGAAAACCCAGGCUGAGCUGGUGAGAAAAUGGAUGGUGUUGGCCGAAACCACCACUGAGGGACUCCGAAAAGAGGAAGGCUUGGAGCCUAUCUCAGAGGGUACCGAUAAUGGUUUGGUCCCGACAGCCAAGGCACCAGGGUGGAGGGAGCUCCAUCAGGCAGCCAGGAAUGGGGACCUGCGGCUGGUAAAACAGCUGCUGAAGCGAGGGGCAUCUACGAACAGCAGAGACGAAAACGGCUGGACUCUCCUGCACGUCGCGUCCUUGCACAGCUACCUCCCCUUGGUGAAGUUUCUCAUCCAGCACGGAGCAACGGUCCACACCAACAACAGGGCCGGUUACACACCUCUCCAUCACGCUGCCUGGAGCGGGCAUACCCAAGUCGCCGAGCUCCUCUUGGCUCGGGGGGCGCCGGUGAUGGACACAACCGGAGGGGGCCUUACCCCGUUCCACUGUGCGGCCGCCAACGGCCACACCUUGAUGAUACAGCUGCUUCUACGGCACGGGACAGAUCCCGAUGCUUCCGACUGUGACCAGUGGACUUCCUUGCACUGGGCCACAGCUGGCCACCAGCUUCAUAUAAUGAAUGGGUUGAUUUCCCAAGGGGCGAACCCCAAUCUGCAAGGCAAGGGAGGCAUCGCGCCUCUACACAUAGCAGCUGAGAUUGGGAGGGCCGAAACGCUACGUCUCUUGCUCGCCAAAGGGGCCGACGUGAAUCUCCAAGACGCUGGCGGAAGGACGGCGCUCUCUGUCGCGGCUCAAAACCGCCAUCAUGAGAUGGUGAAGCUGUUGCUCCAGAACCAAGCGGAUCGGAACUUAGGGGACUCCCGGGGCUACACUCCGCUCCACAAGGCCGCGGCCGCAGGGUGCCUGCCGUCGGUCCGCCUUUUGCUGCAAGGAAGCUCCCCUGCCAGCGUUACUCGAAAAGAUGGCCUCCUGCUCACGCCACUUCACCACGCAGUCCUCUGUGGUCACGCCGACAUAGCCGGUUGUCUCUUGGAGCACGGUGCGGACGUUAACGCGGCUGGGUGGCUGGGCAAAACCGCUUUGCAUUUGGCGGCGGAGAAAAAAAUCUUUCCCCUGAUGGAACUUUUGAUAGCGAAGGGCGCGGACCUUAGCCAGAAGACUUGGUGGAAGGAGACCGCCGAAGACUUGACAUUGGUGGAAGCCAGAAGUCGGAACUGUUUUUAGCUCUGCUCUCCCUGGGCGACACCAAACGUGUAGGUAGUCCUUGACUGACGACCGUGAUUGAAUUCCCGUUGCUCGGUGAAACGGCGGUUAAGUGAGCUAUGCCCUAUUUUGCGACCUUUCCUUGCCCACCGUCGUUCAGUGGAUCACGUUCCAUAACCAAUACGGUUAUUAAGUGAAUCCGGUUUCCCCAUUGACUUUGCUUGUCAGAAGGUCGUGUGGACACGGCAACGGUCAUAAUACGAACCAAGCGUCUGAUGAAUGUUGAUCGCGCAUGACCAUCGGGAUGUUGCAAUGGUGUGAAAAAAGGGCCGUGAGUCAGGGUUUUUUUUCAGUGCCGUUGUUACAUCGGUCACUAAACGAAUGGUUGUA
Ahaetulla prasina is the source of this 1684-nucleotide messenger RNA. It is a transcript of the gene ANKRD65, whose product is annotated as ankyrin repeat domain 65. NCBI's taxonomy places the organism in Eukaryota, Metazoa, Chordata, Lepidosauria, Squamata, Colubridae. The record is from RefSeq and is a predicted model, not a curated record. The coding region runs from base 116 to 1315 and encodes 399 amino acids. Gene Ontology annotation, molecular function: protein binding. The transcript has 4 exons.